UUAGUGGAGAGGAGUGGAGUGGGGUUUCCUCGCGUGUUUGACUCCAGUCAUGGCCGGGAGCUCAGAGAAAGUACCGAUCGCCUCUGCGGGACCUGAGGACCUGCAGCAGUUCAUGCCGCCGGCCUACUCGGCUGUGGCGGUCAAGCCUGCUGCCACCGGCCGCCUCCUGAAGGCCGGACUUGCUGUGCUCAUUGCUGGAGCCUUGCUGCUUCUUCUGGGAGCAGUUGGAGCGUUCUAUUUCUGGAACAACAAUGAAAAACAUGUCUACAAUGUCCACUACACCAUGAGCAUCAAUGGCAAAGUGGAGGAGGGUUCAAUGGAAAUCGACACGGCCAAAAACAUGGAGCGAUUCAGCACAGGCAGCGGGGCCGACGAGGCCGUGGAGGUCCACGACUUUGAGAUUGGGAUCACAGGUAUUCGCUUUUCAGGAGGAGAGAAGUGCUUCAUCAAGACCGAGGUGAAGGCGAGCCUUCCUGACGUGGAGACUCUCAACAAGGAAUCGAUGACAUUCAGUCUGGAGGACGAGGUGAUGCCGGCCAAGUUUGAGGACGAGUUGAUCUGGGUUGCAGCCGGCCCCCCCAUUAGAGACUCCGCCUUCCUCAGCACCAAGAUCAAGGACUUGUGCGGAGACCUGCCAAUCUAUUGGCUCCGCCCCACCUACUCACCCAGCGGACAGAGGGAAAGGAGAGCCGUCCCCCGCCAGCGCCGCCAGACAGCUGGGGCCGCAGAGCCGGAGGAAGAUGUGGAGGCAGAGUUCAACCCAGAGAACCCAUAUCAUAGAGGUCUCGAGGGCGAGCAGGAGAACAUGAACAUCGACCCCAUGCUGGACCACCAGGGCGUGUGCUGCGCCGAGUGUCGCCGCGGCUACACCCACUGCCAGAGGAUCUGUGAGCCGCUGGGAGGCUACCACCCAUGGCCGUACCACUACAGAGGGUGCAGGGUGGCUUGCAGAGUCAUCAUGCCCUGCAAGUGGUGGGUGGCACGCAUCAUGGGUCUCGUGUAGAAGCACACACCCAACGAGGAGGAUGUAGAGUCCAGGAUUUGAAGAAGGACGGGAGGGAGGGAUGGGGUUCCAAGGGAGAGAUGAAGGGGAAAGUUUAGCUUCUCAUUUACACCUUGUUGUGACAAGGAACAGCAUCAGUAACUAUGCCCACACAUUAUAAACGCAUGGUGCAGAAUCUAGGACACAUGAUCUCUCAAGAUAAAAAGUCUCGUCUCUCUUUCUCAAAGAAAAAUAAUCUUAAGUACAGCUCGUUGGCUGUCAAGAGAACAUUAUAUAGUAUCUGGUGAUGAUAUGAAACUUCAAACUGGACUGUUUUCACUGAAUCGUCAAAUCAAAAUGUCACUAAUUCAUCAGUGGGGAAAUCAAGUGAGAUUGUAUUUAUGUAGCUGACCUUUUUAUGUUUCCCCCUCCUUCCUUUGCUAUCUGAUGUAAAUAAAUAAAUAGGGUGCAUAGAAUCUCUAUAGCAAGGCUUUAUAGCGCGUGUUGUUUGACUUUCCAUGACUAUAGUGAGAGAUAUUAUUACUCCUGUGAUUUUAACUCUUUCCUCGCAGCUUUGUGAAAACAUCGUGCUGUACGCGCUUCCUCGCACAAUCUCUCAUCUAGGUGUAUUUUUAUCUGCAUUAAAGGAAGAGCAGUCUCAAAGUGCAAUAUCACUGAAUAAACUUUUUUUAAGUAAA
Molecule: messenger RNA, 1680 nt
Organism: Solea senegalensis (Senegalese sole)
Lineage: Eukaryota; Metazoa; Chordata; Actinopteri; Pleuronectiformes; Soleidae
Product: leukocyte cell-derived chemotaxin 1-like
Exons: 7
Coding region: 50-1003 (317 amino acids)
Biological process (GO): negative regulation of endothelial cell proliferation; negative regulation of angiogenesis
Source: RefSeq, a predicted model, not a curated record